Messenger RNA from Sphenostylis stenocarpa, 852 nucleotides. The record is from the annotation of a GenBank genome assembly. Lineage: Eukaryota; Viridiplantae; Streptophyta; Magnoliopsida; Fabales; Fabaceae.
AUGCGAUUUCUGAACAUGGUUCCUCAACAUCGUUCUCCAACACUGAUUAGUGUUGAAAAGACAAACAUCUGUCUAAUAUGUGGUGAUAAAGGAGAUUUGAAGUGCCUUGUAUAUUGCGUCCAAUGUCAAGCUUGUGCUGAGCAUAGUUAUUGUUUAGAUAAGUUCUAUACAGAAGAUGAUGGAACAAUUAUCUGGAAAUGUGAGGACUGUGCUCCAGUUGAUCCCAAAAGAUGUGGAUCUGAAGAAUUGAGAAAAAGCAAGCGCUUAACUCAUGUUGCUGAAGCUAAAUAUGUAAGGAUGAAAAUGCGAAAGGAAAGUCUUGCAGUUAGAAAACCAAAACCUGUCAGAUCAUCUGAAGGUUUUCGUGCAGAAUGCCGUAGUAAAAAUGACACUGAGAAGAGACAACCGGUCUUUGAAGGCAGUUACAUCUUUUAUAAGGAUCUUGAAUCACCUAAAGGUUCUAUAAAUAUUUCAACUGACAACCAAACAUUGGAGCAUGAGAUGUAUGUUGAUUCUGAAGCCUUAACGAUUAAACACCAGAGUUAUCAAGAAUUUGACAAACAUAGCCGUGCUCACCCACUUAGUGAUCCAGUUUGGACGGGGCAAUUUAUAUUCAACAGUGCAACAGAUUUUGGUCUUGUUGCUUAUGCGUCAAGCGAAGCUUGCUCAAAAGUGAUUUUGGCAGUAACAGAGCUUCCUACCCAGCUGGAUGUAGAGAUGUUAUCCAGGUGUGCUAUUUGGCCCAAGAGUUUUGACAUGUCUCCUCCUAACGGUGAUAGUAUUGGUCUCUAUUUUUUUCCCCAGUAUGAAAGGUAUGCUUUAUCCAUUGAUUAUAUUCUUCAUUAUCACUGA